AUGAACGCGAGCGGCACCUCGCUCAACGAGUCCCAGGUAGUGGCAGUGGCGGCCCGGGGAGCAGCAGCUGCGGCCACAGCAGCAGGGGCACCGGACACCAGCGAAUGGGGCCCCCAGCAGCAUCCGCGGCGCUGGGAGGCGGCAGUGGACCUAACAGGGUCACUGGAGCUGGUCUUCUCAGCUACCGCGGGCCAUCGGACUACUGCUUCGGCAGUGAAUCCCUGGGAUGUGCUGUUGUGUGUGUCGGGGACCGUGAUCGCAGGCGAAAAUGCGCUGGUGGUGGCACUCAUCGCAUCCACUCCCGCGCUGCGCACGCCCAUGUUUGUGCGUGGUAGUUUGGCCACUGCCGACCUGCUGGCGGGCUGUGGCCUCAUCCUACACUUCGUGUUCAAUACGUUGGUGCCCUCGGAGACUACUGUGAGCCUGCUCAUGGUGGGCUUCCUGGUGGCCUCCUUCGCCGCCUCAGUCAGCGGCCUGCUUGCCAUCACAGUAGACCGUUACCUGUCCCUUUACAACGCACUCACCUAUUACUCGCGCCGGACCCUAUUGGGCGUGCACCUCUUGCUGGCAGCCACCUGGACAGUGUCACUGGCAUUAGGGUUGCUGCUUCUAGGCUGGAACUGCUUGGCCGACCGCUCAUCCUGCGCCGUGGUGCGUCCUCUAACACGGAGCCACGUGGCGCUGCUCUCCACUUCCUUCUUUGUCGUCUUUGGCGUCAUGCUGCACCUGUACGUGCGCAUCUGCCAGGUGGUCUGGCGCCACGCCCACCAGAUCGCCCUGCAGCAGCACUGUCUCGCACCGCCCCCCCUAGCCGCCACGCGAAAGGGAGUGGGAACUCUGGCCGUGGUGCUAGGCACUUUCGGGGCCAGCUGGCUGCACUUUGCCAUCUAUUGUGUGGUAGGUGCAAGAGGACCGGCCAUCUACACCUACGCCACCCUGCUGCCUGCCACCUAUAACUCCAUGAUCAAUCCCAUCAUCUAUGCCUUCCGCACAGAGAUCCAGCGUGCCUUGUGGCUCCUGUUCUGUGGCUGUUUCCAAUCCAAAGUGCCAUUCCGCUCCAGGUCCCCCAGCGAGGUCUGA
Arvicola amphibius (Eurasian water vole) is the source of this 1080-nucleotide messenger RNA. It is a transcript of the gene Gpr6, whose product is annotated as G protein-coupled receptor 6. The record is from RefSeq and is a predicted model, not a curated record. Lineage: Eukaryota; Metazoa; Chordata; Mammalia; Rodentia; Cricetidae. Gene Ontology annotation, cellular component: membrane. Gene Ontology annotation, biological process: G protein-coupled receptor signaling pathway. Gene Ontology annotation, molecular function: sphingosine-1-phosphate receptor activity.